Molecule: messenger RNA, 2514 nt
Organism: Drosophila grimshawi
Lineage: Eukaryota; Metazoa; Arthropoda; Insecta; Diptera; Drosophilidae
Gene: mEFG1
Product: elongation factor G, mitochondrial
Exons: 3
Coding region: 118-2361 (747 amino acids)
Biological process (GO): mitochondrial translational elongation
Cellular component (GO): mitochondrion
Molecular function (GO): GTP binding; GTPase activity; translation elongation factor activity
Source: RefSeq, a predicted model, not a curated record
ACUGUUGCGAUCGCCGCUUUGCAGCACUCUUUACGCCACCAGCUGUUUUCGGGGUUGCGGCAUCGAGCGCGUGUUAUUAGUAAAAUUUAUAAUAUUAUCAAUUAAAAAGCAGAUAAAAUGUCGCUUAUAAUGCGUGUGCUGAAUGGCAAUCUGUCGCUGCGCCUCAGCGCCAUGAAAACCGUGUGUCAGCUGCAAUGCGGCUACAGCUCGCAUGCGAAAUAUGCGGAGCACAAGUCGAUCGAACGGAUCCGGAACAUUGGCAUAUCGGCGCACAUAGACAGCGGGAAGACGACGCUAACGGAGCGGAUUCUGUUCUACACGGGACGCAUUGCGGAGAUGCACGAGGUGCGCGGCAAAGACAAUGUGGGUGCCACCAUGGACAGCAUGGAGCUGGAGCGACAGCGUGGCAUUACCAUACAAUCGGCAGCCACCUAUACGAUGUGGAAGGACACCAACAUCAAUAUUAUCGAUACGCCCGGUCAUGUCGAUUUCACCGUGGAGGUGGAACGUGCUCUGCGCGUCCUCGAUGGUGCUGUCCUUGUGCUCUGCGCCGUCGGUGGUGUGCAGAGCCAGACGCUGACUGUCAACCGGCAAAUGAAGCGCUACAAUGUGCCCUGUCUGGCAUUUAUAAAUAAACUGGAUCGCUUAGGCUCGAAUCCUAAUCGGGUGCUGUCGCAGCUACGCUCCAAGAUGAAUCACAAUGCGGCCUUCAUACAGCUGCCCAUUGGCGUGGAGAGUCACUGCAAGGGACUUGUGGAUCUGGUGCAGGAGCGUGCCGUCUACUUUGAGGGCGAGAACGGUGCGGAUUUGCGCCUGGAUGAGAUUCCGCAAGAGAUGCGCGUAGAGAGCCAAGAACGUCGGCAAGAGCUCAUCGAGCACCUGUCGAAUGCGGACGAAACCUUUGGCGAACUCUUCCUCGAGGAGAAGCCCUUCACCGAGGCAGAUAUAAAGGCGGCCCUGCGACGCACCUGCAUCAAGCGCACCUUUACGCCCGUCCUGGUGGGCACCGCACUGAAGAAUAAGGGUGUGCAGCCGCUACUGGAUGCCAUCAUUGAUUACCUGCCCAAUCCGGGAGAGGUUGAGAAUCUCGCCUACAUCGAACACGAAGGCAAGGAGAAACAGCAAAUUGUGCUGAAUCCCGCACGUGAUGGCAAGGAUCCGUUUAUGGGUCUGGCCUUCAAGCUGGAGGCGGGUCGCUUCGGCCAGCUGACCUAUUUGCGGUGCUAUCAGGGCGUGCUGCGCAAGGGCGACAACAUCUUCAAUGCGCGCACCAACAAAAAGGUGCGCAUCGCUCGCCUCGUCCGCCUGCACUCCAAUCAGAUGGAGGAUGUUAACGAGGUCUUUGCCGGCGAUAUUUUUGCUCUCUUUGGCGUCGAUUGUGCGUCGGGUGAUACGUUCACAACGAAUCCGAAGAAUAAUAUGGCCAUGGAAUCGAUAUUUGUGCCGGAGCCGGUUGUCUCGAUGGCCAUUAAGCCCAACAACACCAAGGAUCGGGAUAACUUCUCCAAGGCCAUUGCUCGGUUCACCAAGGAGGAUCCCACCUUUCAUUUCUACUUUGACAACGAUGUGAAGGAGACGCUCGUCUCGGGCAUGGGUGAACUGCAUCUGGAGAUCUAUGCCCAGCGCAUGGAGCGCGAAUAUGGCUGUCCUGUGACGCUGGGCAAGCCCAAGGUGGCGUUCCGUGAAACUCUCGUCGGUCCCUGCGAAUUUGACUUUCUGCACAAGAAGCAAUCGGGCGGAUCCGGCCAGUAUGCCCGCAUCAUUGGCCUCAUGGAGCCGCUGCCGCCCAAUCAGAAUACGCUGCUCGAGUUCGUCGAUGAGACGGUGGGCACCAAUGUGCCCAAACAGUUUGUGCCCGGCGUGGAGAAGGGCUAUCGCGAGAUGUGCGAACGUGGCAUGUUGUCCGGCCACAAGUUAUCCGGCAUUCGUUUCCGCCUUCAGGAUGGUGGACAUCACAUUGUCGACUCCAGCGAACUGGCCUUCAUGCUCGCCGCCCACGGUGCCAUCAAGGAGGUCUUCCAGAAUGGCUCCUGGCAAAUACUGGAGCCCAUUAUGCUUGUCGAGGUCACAGCGCCCGAGGAGUUCCAAGGCGCCGUCAUGGGUCACCUGAGCAAGCGGCAUGGCAUCAUCACCGGCACAGAAGGCACCGAGGGUUGGUUCACCGUCUACGCAGAGGUGCCACUCAACGAUAUGUUCGGCUAUGCCAGCGAACUCCGCUCCAGCACACAAGGCAAGGGUGAGUUCACCAUGGAAUAUUCCCGCUAUUCACCUUGUCUGCCCGAUGUCCAGGAUCAGAUUGUGCGACAGUAUCAGGAAUCCCAGGGAAUGGGUCAAGCCGAGAAGAAGAAAAAGAAAAACUAAGAAAAGAACGCGCUCGCUUAGUUUAAAUUUAGUGUUUAAAGUCGAAUGUGUUUUGCAUAGUUUAAUUUUAAUUUCAUACAAAAUCUUUAGUUUUUACUGUGAUAAUCGUUGCAUAAUAUUAAACCAAUGACAAUUUGUACAGAUUUUUUUAAU